UGAUGCUAGAAGAGUAUACCAUCACAUGUACAAACUUACAUCAUGCUCCAGUGCCACUUGUGUUGUUGAGCUGUCUCACCAAGCAGUGGACCUUGAUACAGUGAGUAUGCCACUGAUAAAGAGAACUCUACCCCUGGAAUUGUUCAAGAGGGUCAAAAAGGAGAAAAAGUCAUUUGAGGAUAAUUAUGGCAGAGUCUCUUCAAAAACUGAUCAUCACUGGCAGAGCGGGGUUGAGGACGUCACCAAGGACCACACAGGCUCAAACAGACUGGCACAUAUUUCAAGGCACCACAGGGAAAAGGAUAACCAAAGCCUUGGCAGUGAUCACACUGAGUUGUAUGGGAAAGACAAAGACCUGGAUGACAGUGCUGAUUUAAUCAUAGUGGAAGCCUUGGAAGACCCAUAUAUUAUUAAAAAGUGUCCAGAUGUACCAAUGACUGGAGGUCUGUGCAAUACCAUACAAGGGCAGGUCAGAUCUUACCUUCACGAAAAUGAGAACUAUCUUGUUGUGGAAGACCUUUGCAGAAUCUUUAGUGACACUGAUAUCUAUGAGAGACUGGAAAAAGAUAAUUAUAUCUUGUACUCGUGUACAGCCGAGAUUGGAGAUUUCUUGAAUGGAAUCAAUAACAAUUUUCCGCGAUUACGCUCAGUUCAGCAGUGCCUGAUCAAAGGAAAUGAUAUAGGAGCACACAUAACAGAGGAAGAUUAUAUUACUUCUAAUGUAGCUCCUAUUGUUGGAAAUGGUUCCUCAAAAAGGCCUAUUUGUAAGCAAGAAAUCUUUGAUGAUCUCUGCAGUUCUCCAAAACAAAGGAGGUGUGAUUUUCCACCAUUAAAUGAGGAACAGAAGAUGGUGUCAGUUGAGUCACCCGGAGCAAAUAGCCUCAGUGAUGAUUCAGAUUCCCAAGAAAAUAGUGCCACAGUUAUUUUCAAUGAAGAAGAGCAUCUCGCAAAUGAUAGUAGAAGAGUUGAUGAUAUUUCAUUGAAUAACUCAUCGACUGAUACAAUAAAAUUAACGAUAGGCAUUUUGAAUGAUAUUAAAAUAAGAUCAGAAUCAAGAGCCAAUGAGAGUUCAGAUUUACUCACCAGUAAAAUAGAUUCUCAUGAUGCAGCUUUUCCUAAAGAUAUUAUUCCUGUCACUGUUACAAAUUAUGCUAUUGAUGGCCCCAGUAUUGCAAAUUGUGACAUGCCUGAAUUACCAGGUGUGUCAGAUUCACAGAACCAAGUGAACGUAGGUCCCAGUGUGUCAGGGUCUGAUAUUUCCUGCAGUGAAGAACCAAUGGAAAUGUCUGAUAAUUUAUCAGACACCACUGCAACUGCACAGUCAUGUGAUGCUGAGUCUGAUCAAGAUAAAAGGCCUGAAACUACUGAAACAGAGACUUCAUCCAGUCAAUCUGAAAUUGAUGUCAGUAAUGACUGUGCAAAUUUCAAAGAAAACACUGAACUCUUCAACACAGAUAAGGCCACUGGCAAAGAUGUGUCUGAUGAACUUCAUUGUGGCACCUCCAAUGCUAAGAAUUUCCUUUUGAGAGUCCAUGGCUUGAAGCUCAGAGACAAGCUACUGGAGACCAAGAGAAAUACGGAUUUGUCCAAUUCAAGUGCACAGCUGUCUAGUGAUUUAAGAUCAUGCACAACCUCCACAGGAGAGGCAUGUGGGGAAAUGACUGCCUGUCUGUCAAUGAAAUCUGUAUUGAAUGAUGUCACCGAUGUUAACUCUGAAAGCAGUGUUUUGACUUUUGAAAAAACAUCAUCUGUAUUUCCAGAAUCUUUUAAUGAUCCUAAUCCCAAUUUUAACACAGUAACUGAAUGUAAUGAUGUUAGUGUCAGUGACAAUCCCAGUGCAGUGGAUGUUGAAAAUAAUAACCAAUCACCUGGCCAGUCAGUAACAGAUGAUACUGAUAACAAUAAUACAAUAGAGCACAUGUCUGAUGUAGUGCCAAAAGCUGACAUCAAAAAGGUUGUGAGCAACAACUUUGCACCAGCUUCUAAUACAGAAUCUGAGACUAUUGAAACCACAAAUGUCCCCCCUGCCAGUAGUGUUUCAGCUCCUAAACCUCCAUCAGAGUUCAGUGAUUUGACUCUGGUGGAUGGAUUCAGAGUGAGGGUCAUCUCAAAAUCAGAGGCCACAGACAAUAGUUAUGAUGGAUCUCUGGGCUCACACACAGAAUCAAGUGGUAAAAAAAAGCACCCAGAAUCAAGUACGUCUUUACCUGCUCCAUCAGCUGUUACUUCAUCCUUUGGUCAGCCUCCUGUAUUCAAAAUAAAUUUACAUCAUGACAGAACUCUUGAUGAUAUGGAAAUCAUGAAUUCUUCAAGUACAGACCCUUUAGGUAUGAAUGAUAUGUUUAAAAAGUUAAUAAAAAAUGAACUCCACACAGGAGGCUAAAAUAUUUAAUUGGAGUAGAAAAUAAUGACAAAUAUUGACAGUUGGCAAACAAUGGUCAUUGUUUGUUUGAUGUGAUUCCUUGGUUAGAUUUUAUCAUUUCUUUAUUAAUUUAGUGAAUGUUGAUAAUGAUGCUUUGUCCUAAGACCAAUAUUGUCAGAUUUUAUAACUUAUAAAGUUAGUGAUAAAUAGUUAAACUUUUUACUGUUUGAAACUUUUAGACAUGGUAAGAAACUUCCGGGUGUAGGAUCAUUGACAGAGUUGGUUUAUGGUAAUACCCACACAAAACGGUUUGUUAUUUUAAAAAAUGUCUACAUAAAUAUAUUACAUUGCAAUGGUCUUCACUCAUCUAUAAUAUACCUGUAAUAAUAUUUCGUUUUUGCAGCUGCUCCCCCAUUAACUCCACUUACCUCAGAAAAGACUAGGAAAAAAGAUUAUGCCAAGCUUCGCAGACAGAACAAAGCUCUUUUAGGUAGGGUAACUGUUUUUAACUGAAAAAUUGAAAUUCUGUGAUGCUUCACAUGAAAAAAAAAUGUUUUAAUCAAAUAAACUCAUAUUAGAGGUGUAGAAAAGGAAUGGAAAGUUUGGACUUUUUUAAUAUUUAAUAAAGUUUAAACUUUAAAAAAUUUAGUAAAGUUUAAUGACUGACAUGUUGAGAAAUAUUGAAAAUUAUAAAACUGAUUAGAUCAGGAUUGAUUAAUAAUAUUUUUGUUCAGUAUGUAAUAGAGAAAUUUAUUUAUUGGACUUUAUUGAAGGGUAACAUCCAGAUAUUACUUCAGUUUAUUCUGACAUAUGAAAGAAACUAUGGAGGAAAAACCUUAGUUUUAAAAGUGCUGUCAUUUAAAAAAAAAAAAAUCAAAUUAAUUGGUUUUGAAUUGUUUGCCAUCUCUUACAUUAAAAUUUGAUAAAAUUGGUUAUAUAUGUCUAUUUUGCUUAGAUGUUGUGCACAUACUUCGAAAAGAACUGGCUACAGCUAAAGAUGGAAAAGAAAAGGCAGAAAGGAUUUGCAAAUACUAUGAAGGUAAAAAAAAAAGAAAAAAAUAGUUAAAAAAAAAAAAAAGAAAUUAUAUUUGGGCUUUGAAUAAACAUUUAGUAUAAUAUGGUCAUCAAAGGUGACUGUGGUUGGUAUCCAUGAUGACUAAACAUUGCAGAGAAAAAUAUUUAAGAGAAAUUGUUUUGUUUAUGAAACACGUACCCAUUUUCGUGCAGUGGUAUUAUUGAAUUAAAGCUAGUGUAGAUCCAUUGCCUACUGUACAAGUACACAUGUACCAUAGUGUGCUUUCGUUCCCAGUCUGAGCUCACCAAAAAUCUAAUAAAGUAAAUCACGUGUCAAACUCAAUGCCCGUGGGCAACGUCUGGCCUGCCGUAUAAUUAUAUCUGGCCCGAGAGAGAAUUUUAGGCAAAAAUAUUUUUUAAUUACCCUGCAAUAUAAAGUGCAAAUCAAAUUCCCUAAUUAGCAGCCUUGCCGAACGAUAGGCUAACUGAGAGCGUUCUGUCUUCGAUCAGAAUAAGCAGAAAUAAAAGUUGUGUAGUGAGUGGAUGUUCAUCGUUACAGUAACCUAGUAACCAUCGGUAAUUCGUUUGGGAUUGGCGCAUAAGAAAUGAAAGAAGUGUAGUGCCUGGAUAUUGCAUCGAUUUUUUCGUUACGGCCUACAUCUUAUCAAUCAAGCUUCUGUCGGUAGAUGCACAACCUUUUUUAAAAAUUGAAGCUAGCCUUAAAAUGGCCAAGAGAAAAGUUGAUUCUGAAAACAUAGGCUUUUCAAAGCCGCUGGGAGGCUGAAUAUAAUGUUAACUGAUAUUGGCGGUAAACCUGUGUGUCUUAUUUAUGGAGAUAAUGUGGCCGUGAUCUCUGAAUAUAAUCUGAGACAGCACUACGAGACUAAACAUCUAGACAAGUUAAAAAGCCUGAAUGCAGAGCAGAAGCUACAGAAGGUAGAAGAAUUGAAGAGAAAUAUAGCAUCACAGUAGACGUUUUUCACCAAAGCAAAAUCACAAACUGAAGCUGCUGUGAAAGCAAGUUUUAUUGUGGCUUGGGAGAUCGCAAAAUCAGGCCUACCAUUUACAGAAGGAGAGUUUCUGAAGUGCUGCAUGAUGAAAGUGUGUGGUGUCUUGUGUUCAGACAAAAAGCAGAUGUUUGCAAAUGUAAGCCUUAGCAGAAAUACGGUUGCUGAUCGGGUUUGUGAGAUGGCCACUGGUGCGACAACACAGCUGAUGGAAAAAGGCUAAGACUUUGUUGCAUUCUCACUUGCUUUCGACUGACACUUCACAACUCGCCAUCUUCAUCCGUGGAGCAGACCUUUUUACUCUUGCGAUUUUGGCGUACAAUGUACGAUUUGGAGAUGUAAACAUUAUAUAUACUGUAUUUUUAUUUUGUACUAUUAAGAUAAUGUAUUGAAAGAGUUUGUGAAGAUAUUGUAUGAUUCUAAGAGUUUGAGGGUAAACAGGUCUGGUGGAGUGGACUCCUGUUUGAAGGUUACAGAAGAAAUAUUGGACAAGACGUGCAUGCAUGGGGCAACAACAGGAAAAGAUAUUUUUGACAACGUAUGUCAAAGUUUAACCAACAUGAACCUGCCUUGGGACAAACUUGUUGGACUUACAACAGAUUGAGCACCAGCGAUAAAAAAGUGGACUAGUUGGUUAAAGAUGCAGGAGAACUGUACUUUUGAAUUGAUAGCAUAUCACUGCAUCAUGCACCAAGGAUCACUGUGUGGGAUAAAGUCAUCAAGAUGGAAGGUGUAAUGAGCACUGUAACACAAACCGUCAACUUUAUCAGAGUCAAAGUCAUUUCAAGUGAAUCUGCGGGAGACACAAAGGCACCAGUGCAACUUGUCUCACUUUUCUUGUUGCCAAGCAAUGUUGAACCAAGUCAACGCUAUGGUGUUUCCCAAUGCACACUUUGCUGAAAAAUUUUGUUUACUUCUCGUUGAGUUGGCACGGCGCUCUAGUGACUUUGAAGCACAGAAAAUUAAUUUUGAGCAGUUUCUUACCCCAUUUGUCAUAGACAUGGAAACUGCAUCUGUAAAUUUCCAGAUGGAGCUAAUAGAGCUGCAGUGUAAUAGGACACUAAAGGCAAAGUAUGACACUGUGGGAUCUGCACAGUUCACUUGUUUCAUUCCUGAAGAGAUGCCCCAGCUUGGUCUACAUGUGGCUCGAACCUUGAGCAUGUUUGGUAGCACAUAUUUUUGUGAGCAGCUGUUUUCUGUGAUGAAGAUUAACAAAACAUCACACAGGAGUCUUCUCACUGAUGAACACUUGUAGUCCAUCAUGGGAAUCUCAAUGACACAGAGCAAUACUCCCAAUAUAAAUGAACUUGUAGCUAAGAAAAGAUGUUAAACACCCAGCUCUGACAAAAUGACAUAAGAGCAGAAAUGGGUAUGCCAAGGAUUUUUUAUUAUUCAAACUUUUUGUUUUGUUUUAAUCUAUAUUAAUGUUUGAAAAAGGUUUCAUUAUCCCCUUAUUGAAUUUUUAUCUUGGUCUGCCUGCAAUCUUACGUAUGAUUAGAGAUUUGGCCCGCUGAGCGAUUAAGUUUGACACCCCUGAUUAAAUCAAGUCUUCUUGGGUAUCUAUCCUUUUAGUGCUAUUCUUAAAAUUUGUUCACUGCACACUCAACAUGAUUGUCCACCCUUUGGUACUUGGAGGCAAUGAACACACCCUUGAGGCAGCUGAUCCUACAUGCUUUGUGCUCAAUAUCCGCAAUUAAGAUUUUUUAUCUCUUUAGCCAGCCCAUGCGCAUCAAGUCCUGAGCUCAGGCGUGCAUUGACUGUUGUAUGACGCAACACCUAGUUGAAUUAUUUCAGAAAGCCCUGUCAGUGGUGUUACAGUCCAUUAUAUUUCAGUUCAACUCUUUUCACAGUUCAUAGGCCUGGCUUUCUAGGGUUUUCUUAUGGCUUUUACCCCGUCUGAGGCAUAGCCCGUCUACAAGAAUUUUCCAUUCAUCUUGAUCCCAUGCUUUCCUUUCCAGUUGCUUCCAGGUGUAUCCCAUACUUUGUGUGUCAGCAUCUAGCUUGCGUCUCCAUGUAUUCUUAGGCCUGCUUGACUUUCUUUCUCCCUGUGGAUUCCAUGUUAGCUAUUGUCUGGUGAUGUUAUAUGGGGAUUUAUGAAGAGUAUGUACUAUCCACCUCCAUCUUUUCUUUAUGAGGUCUUCAGCAAUAGGCUCCUGGUAUGUCCUUUCCUAUAAGUUUUGUUGGUGAUGAUGUUUGGUCAUUUGAUGUUCAGUAUCUUUCUAAGGCAAGUGCUUAUGAAGGUAUGUUUCUUCUGCGUGAUGCUCACUGUUGUUCUCCGAGUUUUGGCUCCAUAGUGUAGGAGUGUUUUGAAAUUUGUGUUGAAAGUAUUGACUUUGGUUUUCCUUUGACUCCCAUAUUUUUUUCAAUAGCACAAACGUUGACCUAGCCUUUCCAAUUCUUGUUAUUACAUUCGCUUUGGCUCCAUCUUUUAUGUCAAUAGUGCUGCCUUUGGCCUCCACUUCAUCCAGUGCAUUUCAUGCCGGAGAGAUAAUUUCUUUGUUGGCUGAGUUUACCUUCAUGAUGCUUUUCUUACUUUUAUUUAUUUUGAGUCCGAGGUGUGCUGAAAUGUUGGCUACAUCGUUUGUCUUUUCCUGACUUUGUUGUUGGUGGUGGGACACAAGUGCAAUGUCAUCUGCAAAGUCCAGGUCAUUCAUUUGUUCCCAUGGUGUCCACUGUAUCCCGUUCCUCUUUUUGUCAGUGGAUUUUUUUCAUUAUCCAGUCAGUGGCAAGGAUUAAUAGAAAGGGGAACAAGAGACAACCUUGUCUGACUUCUGUUUCCACUUUAAAAGCAUCUUUAAGUCUACCUUUGUGUUCCACCCGGGAUGUCAUCUUUGAGUCUAACUUCGUGUUCCACCCUGGAUGUCAUCUUUGAGUCUACCAUCAAGUUCCACCCUGGAUGUCAUAUUUGAGUCUACCUUUGUGUUCCAUCCUGGAUGUCAUCUUUGAGUCUACCUUCGUGUUCCACCCUGGAUGUCAUCUUUGAGUCUACCUUCGUGUUCCACCCUGGAUGUCAUCUUUGAGUCUACCUUCGUGUUCCACCCUGGAUGUCAUCUUUGAGUCUACCUUUGUGUUCCACCCGGGAUGUCAUCUUUGAGUCUACCUUAAUGUUCCACCCUGGAUGUCAUCUUUGAGUCUACAUUCGUGUUCCAUCCUGGAUGUCAUUUCUUCAUAAGAACUCUGGCUGACCCUGACUUGUUUUCCUGUUACCCCAUAAUGCCGGAGAAGUUUCCACAAGGUUUGUCGGUCCAGGCUAUCAAAGGCCUUUUUGUAGUAGAUAAAAUUUAGGUAUAGGGGCGAGUUCAAUUUGACUGACUGUUCUACAAUGAUUCGUAGUAUUGCAAUUUGAUCUGUGCAUGAUCUGUUUUGGUGGAAGCCAGCCUGUUGAUCUCUUAGCCGCUUGCUAUGUUACCACUGUCUUAUUGGUAUCAAUGUUAUAAAUUAAUUUUACAAUUUUUCUUAAUUUCUGUACAUAAAUUGACCCUUUUAAUUUUUUACAUUACGUCAGUUUCUAGUGAUUUGAGAGAACAUUCUUUGGAUUAGUCCUCUGGCUCCUUAGAUAAUAUUUGCUCAGUUGCAGAGUAUGAUUUUGAGGCUUCAACAACCUAUUUUGACUCAUGUUCAGUAUUAAAGGGAUUAUAAUAUUAUUUUAGUUGUAAAAAUUAAUUUCAAACAAAGAUUUGUGGACUCUCUACAACCUCUUUAUCAGGCUAUGUGUUUGUAAACAGGAAAUAGCUCAUCAACAAAUUGCUUUGAUUAGAUAAAAGGGAAAAAAAGUAAAGAAAAUUGAAAAUAUGAUAUUUAAUUCUGAAUCAAAUGAGACUUCUAAGUUAUCUCUACUGUUAUCACUGUUAUAAAUAGAGGAGAUCUGAAAGAGAUGUAUAUGUGACAUGUAUAUACUGGCUAGAAGAGAACCGAGUAUCAAAAUUUAUAUAUUGUUGUCACAUCCAUGCAGCGUCUUGAUGGCAAUUUUACACCUUACAUUUAAUUGGGGAAUGGUUAUUGGGUAAAAAAAUAUUUGUAAAUAUUUACUUUACGUAUAACUAAAGGGCUGUGUAUAUUUAAGUUUUCAUUGUAUUUCUAUUUUUAUAUAUUUUCUGUUUUUACUUAACAUAGGAGUCAUACACGAUAUUACAUCUACUUAUAGAAGUGGUGAUGAAGAAACUCCUAUAUCAAUCCCAGAUGAUGAUUGUAAGUAUAUUUUAUGA
This is a messenger RNA of Lymnaea stagnalis (great pond snail), 8588 nucleotides long. The record is from the annotation of a GenBank genome assembly. NCBI's taxonomy places the organism in Eukaryota, Metazoa, Mollusca, Gastropoda, Lymnaeidae.